GAGGGCAUCGUUUACGCCGUAGAAUUCUCUCAUAGAUCAGGACGCGAUCUGAUUAAUGUUGCAAAGAAACGUACAAAUGUAAUCCCAAUUAUCGAAGAUGCACGUCAUCCGCAAAAAUAUCGAAUGUUAGUUAAUAUGGUUGACGUUAUUUUUGCUGACGUGGCACAACCAGACCAAGCUCGUAUUAUCGCAUUGAAUGCCCAUCAUUUCCUCAAAAAUAAUGGAAAUAUUGUCAUAUCGAUCAAGGCAAAUUGCAUCGAUUCAACAGUGGAUGCAGAAACAGUUUUCGCAAGAGAAGUGAAGAAGCUGCAAGAAGAAUAUAUAAAACCCCAAGAACAGCUAUCAUUGGAACCUUAUGAAAGAGAUCAUGCGAUU
Messenger RNA from Acaulospora colombiana, 375 nucleotides. NCBI's taxonomy places the organism in Eukaryota, Fungi, Glomeromycota, Glomeromycetes, Diversisporales, Acaulosporaceae. The record is from the annotation of a GenBank genome assembly.